AAGCCACAGCUCAAGAAUACAAGUACGCAGGCACUUAUUGAGUCUGAGCAUCAGUAUGAUGAUCUUGUUUAGGGACGCUACCUCAAUGAUCACAAGUACCCGAGAUGCGACCCCAAACACACAACUAAUGUUUCCUAAUACUACGCAAAUGGAGUCAAUUCAAUCACCUACUACAGCGCAGCCUUCGACCUCGUCUACACCCCACCCAGAUAUUCACGCGGAUCCCCCAGCCAGUGUCUCCAUCCCCAGAAUCCUUCCAAAACCUCAGCCAAAGCGCCAAUCUGUGGCAUCGUCACUAUCUGAGCACCUCAAACACCGUGAUCUCGAAUGGUUCAAGGCAAACCACCAGCAUGCGGCUGCUCCUGACUCAAAGCCUUUAAGUCCUGGUGCUCCACCUAGUGCGCUCAAGUUUUCAAAUGAUGUAACGGAGCCCCCUGUAGAGAAGAUACGCCCAUCUCGCAUGCCAGGGAGGAUACCUCCACGACCGGCAUCUACUGAACUGACGACGAUAAACGAGCCUGCAGCUCCUGCGAAUGCUGUUGAUCUGACGAAUACCUUGACUUUCUCCGAGAUUUCGGCGCCAACAGUUGCAAAAGAACUCAACGAAGAAGAAAUCACGUCCGAUGUAGUUGAUGUUGUCAUGACUGACCUACCAACGGAAAAUGUACCUCAAGGUUCAGAAACACUCCUCUUGGGUACGCCAGGAAACGUCGCUCCUGAGCUCACCAUGCCGUCGCCAAAACAAAAUACAGAUUCCCCAGCUCCAAGGCAGCCACUUGCGAUAUCCUCAGAUGUGCGUGCAGAAAGCCACGGAGACGAGAUAUCAUUACCUCCAGUGGAUAAUACCUGUCCGCAAGGCGCUUGUGCAAGAUUUGGAGGGGAGAUGGCUGUGAUGAUGUUUCGGCAAGGACUCGAGUCACCUCGCGGGACGAUCAACCUUACGUUCGAUCUCGAUCAUACACUCUAUCUCCAAAUUGCUCGGUGGGCUAAGCGCAAGUUGUCACCAACAGAUUUGGAACAAAGUGUCUGUGUGUCGUUCGCUUGCUAUCAUCUCCCUAGUCUCUUGCCAAAUUCACCGGAAGAUGAUCAGCCGACUCCGUUCGAGAAACUUACGAUGGAUUCGCAAUGCUCGUGGCCCGCAACUGGGGACCUUUCACUGCAGACAAAGCGGGAUGGGAAGGAUUUUAUUAUUCCACUAGCUCCACCCAUUUUUGUUACUCCAGACAAUUGCGUUGAUAUCUCCGCAUUUAUCAGAAGCGGAGAAAAUGCUUUUUCGGUGGUCCAACAGAGCGACAUGUCAGACUAUAUGUUUAUUCUCCACGCCCAUCAUCCCACGCCUGCGCAGCUUAGCUAUCUUGCGUCCUGCAGACAGAAGCGUGAGGAUUGGGCGAAGACCACGCGUGCUUUUUGCACAUCUGAACCGACGGAAUCUUUAUGGAGGCGAUCCCAGUCGCGGACAUGAAGGGUUCGUCAUAAUUAGUUUUCUUGUAAUUAACCCUCGAACUUCGCAGUCCCGUUGUGUAUGUAGUACUCGUGCAUUUCUGAUCAGAUUAUAUUUUGUAGCAUAGUCAGUCAAUUAAAUGUGGUUUCCGAAGCUUA
Messenger RNA from Suillus fuscotomentosus, 1599 nucleotides. RefSeq lists its product as uncharacterized. The coding region runs from base 56 to 1462 and encodes 468 amino acids. NCBI's taxonomy places the organism in Eukaryota, Fungi, Basidiomycota, Agaricomycetes, Boletales, Suillaceae. The record is from RefSeq and is a predicted model, not a curated record. The transcript is spliced from 4 exons.